CAACAACAUAACAAUCCCUCAAAAUCCCAUAUCAGACAUAAAUUCUAUAACCAAUCGAAAUGGACAUCGGUAGUUUGAUGGGGUUCGAUCCGUUACUCCGCAACCUCCACUACAUCCUCGAAGCCACUGACGACAACACCACUGGAAACAAGUCCAACAACAGCGGUCCGUCUCGCGCUUACGUCCGCGACGCAAGAGCAAUGGCGGCAACCCCUGCUGACGUCAAGGAGUGUCCUAACUCCUACGUGUUUAUUGUUGAUAUGCCGGGGCUGAAGUCAGGGGAUAUAAAGGUGCAGGUGGAACGCGACAACGUUUUGGUGAUAAGCGGAAAGAGGAACCGAGAGGAAGAGAAGGAAGGAGUCAAGUAUGUGAGGAUGGAGAGGCGGAUGGGGAAGUUCAUGAAGAAGUUUGCAUUGCCAGAGGAUGCGAAUACGGAUAAGAUAUCGGCGAUUUGUCAAGACGGAGUGCUUACGGUGACUGUGGAGAAGCUGCCUCCGCCUGAGCCCAAGAAGCCGAAGACGAUUCAGGUGCAGGUGGCUUGAAGAAUUCGUAUGCGAUAUGGGAAUGAAGGAUGUUUGGUGUGUUAUGAGUUAAGGGGUUUGAAGCAUGUUCUGUUGUUUUGCUCUGUUUAUAAUGAAUCUGAUAUCAGGUGCUCUGUUUGAUACGAUAAUGAAUCUGAUAUCAGUUUUUUAAUUUGA
Messenger RNA from Helianthus annuus (common sunflower), 698 nucleotides. RefSeq names its product 17.9 kDa class II heat shock protein-like. The coding region runs from base 60 to 542 and encodes 160 amino acids. NCBI's taxonomy places the organism in Eukaryota, Viridiplantae, Streptophyta, Magnoliopsida, Asterales, Asteraceae. The record is from RefSeq and is a predicted model, not a curated record. Gene Ontology annotation, biological process: response to salt stress; response to hydrogen peroxide; protein folding. The transcript has a single exon.